Molecule: messenger RNA, 3455 nt
Organism: Rhodamnia argentea
Lineage: Eukaryota; Viridiplantae; Streptophyta; Magnoliopsida; Myrtales; Myrtaceae
Product: RNA-dependent RNA polymerase 1-like
Exons: 4
Coding region: 63-3455 (1130 amino acids)
Biological process (GO): siRNA processing
Cellular component (GO): nuclear RNA-directed RNA polymerase complex
Molecular function (GO): nucleic acid binding; RNA-directed RNA polymerase activity
Source: RefSeq, a predicted model, not a curated record
AUUGCUGGUGAAGUUCUUGAUACGGCGUCACGGAGUGCUAUAAAGUUCUUCUUAUAAGUACAAUGUGUAAGACCAUAUUCAUAGGCGGAUUCUCUUGGUUAGUGACUGUAGAUACAGUCAGGGGAUUCCUGGAGCAAAGGACUGGGAAAGACACCGUUUAUGCCAUCAAAGUUAGACCAGACAAACGUGGGGUUGGAUCAUAUGCUAUUGUCCAGUUUAUGGACCCUGAAGAUGCCAAUGGUGUUAUCUCAUCGGCUAGUCUAGAUUUCCAGUAUGGAGCUUCUCAUCUAACUGCUCGCCAGGCCGAGCACGAUAUUGUACAGAGGCCGAGGACCCUUUCGCAUUCGAUGGAAGGAAUUGCUUUGCAUUUUGGCUGCCAGGUAUCAGCUAGAAGGUUCUCUACUCUGUGGACAGGGGUGAAUGUCGCUGUGAAUCUAUGGACAGCGCCGAGAAAGUUCUGGUUUCUUCUGUCUUAUCGCGGUACAGAGUAUAGGCUCGAGUUAUCCAACGAGAAUAUCUGGCGGGUCGAGCUGCACCGUCCAAGAAGCCGAUCGACAAUGCAUCUUGUGAUUCAGCUGUAUGGGGCUCCCUGUAUAUAUAAAAAAGUAGUUCAGCAUUCGGAGGAUAUUUUGUACAGUCCUCGCUACAACUUUUUUAAAGAUGGCUCUGGUGACCGGUGGGUGAGAGCGACUGAUUUUACUACAUUGGGUUGCAUUGGACAAUCUUCUGCUGUAUGUUUAGAGAUACCCUGUGAAUGCACGGUUCCAGAUUUUCAUGAAAACUUUAUCAAUUAUAAGGAAACCCAUGGAACAUUGUCUAUGGAAGUUGGUUCUCCUUUUUCCUGCAGUGUGGAUCUAGUUCCAAUCGUUGGCCCUCCCAGAGGAAUUGACUUGCCUUAUGAGAUCCUCUUCAAGAUAAAUUUGUUAGUUCAGAAUGGCUGUCUAGCCGGACCUUGUCUUGAUUCUUCCUUUUAUCGAAUAGUUGAUCUAUGGAAAAUAGACAAGGACAUCAUCUCAGAUGCCUUAGACAAACUGUUCCAUUUGAAAGAAUGUUGUUAUGAGCCUUCAAAGUGGCUUAUCGAGCAGUACAAGAAAUAUCUCACCUCCCGGCAUACUACAAAACUGUCUUCAAUAACGUUAGAUGCUGGCUUGGUUUAUGUACAUAGGGUCCAAAUAACACCAUGCAGGGUGUAUUUUUUUGAUCCAGAAAUUAAUGUCUCAAAUCAUGUGUUGCGGAGUUAUUCUGAAUAUAUCGACAGUUUUAUCCGCAUUUCUUUUGUGGAUGAGGACUUGAAUAAACUCCAUUCAACUAAUUUAUCUCCUAGUACCGCUUCGAGACAUGGAAGGGCAGAGAUAUAUGAAAGAAUCCUUUCUGUACUGAAGAACGGCAUAAGAAUAGGUGAUAAGAAGUUUGAAUUUUUUGCCUACUCAUCCAGUCAGUUACGCGAAAAUUCUGCUUGGAUGUUUGCUCCAACAAAUGGGUGUACUGCUGCAACUAUUAGGGCAAAGAUGGGUGAAUUCAGUCAAAUAAGAAAUGUGGCAAAAUAUGCCUCAAGACUCGGCCAAUCCUUGAGUUCAUCUACUGAAACUCUCAAUGUUGGUAGACAUGAAGUUGAAGUCAUUCCGGAUGUUGAAGCCAAAUCCUCCGUUCAUAACAUAAAUUAUGUCUUUUCUGAUGGAAUCGGGAAAAUAUCUGUAGAGUUCGCUUGGAAAGUUGCGAGAAAAUGUGGCUUCGAGGGCUAUACUCCUUCUGCAUUUCAAAUUCGCUAUGGCGGAUAUAAAGGCGUUGUAGCAGUUGAUCUGACGUCGUGUGUUAAACUGUCACUCAGAAAGAGCAUGUCCAAGUAUGAAUCGAAUGAGACAAAGCUAAAUGUCUUGUCAUGGAGCAAAUAUCAGCCCUGCUUUCUGAAUCGCCAGUUGAUCACGCUUCUCUCAACACUAGGUGUUCCGGAUCACGUGUUUGAGAAAAAACAAAGAGAUGCUGUAGAUCAGCUAAAUGCCAUUUUAGUUGAUCCCUUACGAGCACAAGAAGCUCUAGAGGUAAUGCCCCCCGGCGAGAAUGGUAACAUCCUCAAGGAAAUGUUAAUGUGUGGUUAUAGGCCUGAUGCCGAGCCAUUUCUAUCAAUGAUGCUGCAAACAUUCAGAGCAACAAAAUUGUUUCUAUUGCGGACAAAGACAAAGAUAUUUCUUCCUGAAGGAAGAUCGAUGAUGGGAUGCCUUGACGAGACCCGAACUUUAGAAUAUGGUCAGGUGUUUGUCCAGUACUCCGGAAGAAGGAAAAAACAGAUGGGGGAUGGGUCAAUCAUGUUCAUUGGUACUGACUCUGAUCAACGCUCUGUCGUUAAGGGAGAUGUAGUUGUUGCCAAGAAUCCUUGCUUACAUCCAGGUGAUGUGCGUGUUCUAACCGCCGUAGAUGUGCCAGCUUUACAUCAUAUGGUGGAUUGUGUUGUUUUUCCACAAAAAGGAAAAAGGCCUCAUCCAAAUGAGUGUUCAGGGAGUGAUUUGGAUGGAGAUGUAUACUUUGUGUCCUGGGAUUCUGAACUAGUUCCGCAUCACCAGAUACAACCUAUGGACUACACCCCUACCCCAAUCAAACAGUUGGAUCAUGAUGUCACUAUUGAGGAAGUGGAGGAGUACUUUGUAAACUUCAUGCUUAAUGACAGCCUCGGAAUUAUUGCCGAUGCCCACACUGCGUUUGCGGAUAGGGAGCCGGAAAAGGCCAUGAGCGCCGAAUGUUUAGAGCUUGCAAGACUUCACUCUACUGCGGUGGACUUCCCAAAGACUGGUGUAACUGCUGUGGUGCCUCGUCAUUUGUACGCCAAAGCAUACCCGGACUUCAUGGAGAAGCUUGACAAGUCCAGCUACCCUUCCAGUAACGUGAUCGGAAAGCUUUUCCGGGAAGUCAAAGAUCUAGCAUUUGCAUCAAGCUCUAUCGGGAAGUUCACGCUGGAAAUGGCGAUGCGAUCCUAUGACCCAGAUAUGGAAGUUGACGGAUUCGAGGCAUACAUCGACGACGCUUUCUAUCACAAAGGCAAUUAUGAUUACAAGUUGGGGAAUCUGAUGGAGUACUAUGAGAUUAAAACGGAGGCUGAUAUACUCAGUGGCUGUACAAUGGAAAUGUCCAAAUCUCUCUCCAAGAAGUGGAAUACCGAAGCCAUUCCUUUGGCUGUAAAUUCCCUGAGAAAGGAAGCUCGGAACUGGUUUAAUGAAAAGGGAAGUGGUUCAGAUUCUGAGGCUGUUGAUGUAUAUGCAAAGGCGUCUGCUUGGUAUCAUGUCACGUAUCACCCUAGUUAUUGGGGUUGCUACAACGAGGGUUUGAAUCGAGAUCAUUAUCUUAGCUUCCCCUGGUGCGUAUAUGAUAAACUAAUCCAAAUUAAGAAGGAAAGACGAGGUAGGACAACUGUCUCUAUGUCCGCUCUUGAAGACCGCUUCACCCGUGGAUUGCGCCUGAGUUGA